AUUCUUUCACCUUCGACAGUGUCGUCACGUUCAAAUGGUAGGGGACUAGCUACAAGGAUACCUCUCCAACACUCUACUUACCAGUCGGUCACAGCGGCCGUUGAAAAACAUCUGAGGACUACUACUUAUCUGCUUUGCGCACCUCUUACUUUCAUUUUUUUUUUUAAUCUAUACCGAGUGUUUCGGGAAAGUUUUUCGUCAUGGAGAAGGAACCUCAACCAGAAUCUAUGGCUACAGUGACUAUUAAACCCGAGUAUACGCCUUCUGAGUACUCGACUUCUGAACCACCACCGGCUUACAUGAAACCGCGUAGCACAUCCGUCCAGAUUACCAAAAUUGUUGCAGUUACUAUAGUCCUUUGUUCUGUUAUCUUGGGAGGAUUCUUAUUAGCUUCAGCAUACGUCACAGCUAACGCUUCUUGUAAACAGCUGGAGCAAGAAUUAGAUAUUCUCAGCGAGGCGGCUGAAAGAUUUCAGUCACCUUUACAACCAGAAGCUCUAAUACAAGAUUCAUCUGCAGCACCUACAACAAAUUUCAAACGUCAAGUAGAACCACUGAACUCUGAAGCGCCUUCUCACAUAACUAAAGAACUAACUAAUAACAUUGACGAUGAUUCAUCGGAAAGCGAUUCGUCUGAAGAUUCAGAAGAACUCCCUAUCAAAGAAACCAAGAAGAGUGCAGCCUUACCUAUUGAAAUGAACGAUUUGAUUACUCAUUUACUUGAAAAGAACCAAAAAUCGAAAAUGAAUUGCGUGGUCGAGAAGAAGAAAGCCGAAGAAUUCGUCGAUCAUCAACCCAGAACUGUCAGUUUACCUUUUGGAAUUAAUUUAACGACAAAUCCUAGAUUUGAAAAACUUAUUGGCGAGCGUAUGGUUAUCAUUUGCGAAAGUGGUACUAUGCAAAAUGCCGAACCCUCAAUGAAACCGAAAGAGGAAAAUGAAGACGACGAAGAUAACGAUGAUGAAGACGAGGAAACUAUUAUGAUACAUCCAAUUAUGAUCCCGAUACCUCAGACACAAUUCCAAACCCAUAUGCCUCAACAAAUGGCACCGAUGCCCCAACAACGUCCAGAGCAAAUGCGUCCCAUAAUCCAAAUUGAAACGUUUAGACCAUCAGCGCCAUCCAUGAGACCAUCUGUGCCCUCCAUGAGACCAUCUGUGCCCUCCAUGAGACCAUCUAUGAUGCCACAACAGCAACCCCAAGAACAGAUACAAAUGAGACCACAAAUCCAGAUACACGUUCAACCACAACAACCACAACAAGCCGAGUUCCCACCAAAUCCUAUCCUACAACACAUCGUUAGACAAAUUGUUGCUCAGAAAAUAAUGGAAAGCCAAAGAUUACGCGAACAACAAUUGAGAGAACAACAAGAAGAGCAACAACAACAACAACAAGUCCCAUCAGAAGUUAACCAAGAGGUUGAUGAACGUCCACGGUUCGUUCAAAUCGAACAAAUCGGACAACCGAUCGGUCAACACAGAUUUCCUCUUCCCGAAGAAAUUUUAACUCAACUCAACAGAUUACCCAAUCGCGAAGUUAUCGUAGCCGUACCUGAUAAUGCUUCCGAAGAACCACAACAAGAUGUCCAAUACGUACAACAACAAAGAGAAAGCGCUAACGAGAUGAAUGGAAGACAAUCGUACAGUUCGGUUCCUAUGAGUAUCCCAGUUGGAAUGACCCACGAUCAAGAAGCUACCGAACCGGAGCAACAAGCCACUGAUGAAAGGCACCACUAUGUUCAACCCAGAUCAGUUUGAUGAGGUUAAAUUGAGGUUGAAACAGUGUGAUUUCGAAAAUUACCUAAUCACAUGCUUACCAAUUAAAAAAAUCACUUAAGUAGAUAGAAUAGUGGCACAAUUUAGUACUACUAAUUAAGAUUUCUAUAUGUAAAUAUCUAUUUGUUAUGGAUAAGUUUUAUUUCCUUUUUUUUGACGUGUAUUCUUCAAAGGGUAAUAUUUAAAACAAUAAAGUUUAUUUUUCGAAUUUAGUUUAAUGGUUUAUAUGUAAAUACCAGAAAUAUGUCUAAUUAAUUGUGAUUUUAUGGAAAAUAAAAUAUAUUUUCUUGUU
Messenger RNA from Diorhabda sublineata, 2067 nucleotides. Its product is annotated as putative mediator of RNA polymerase II transcription subunit 12. Lineage: Eukaryota; Metazoa; Arthropoda; Insecta; Coleoptera; Chrysomelidae. The transcript is spliced from 7 exons. The coding region runs from base 201 to 1757 and encodes 518 amino acids. The record is from RefSeq and is a predicted model, not a curated record.